UGAUAUACCACGCGCACCCUACAGGUACCUAACCUUAGGUACAAAGGUAAGGAGCCCGGUGGAGAUUUGCUAGGUACCUACAUAGGUACCUAGGUAAUUAGAAACGUCAUGGGAUCAUCGAUAUCGGAGGUGCGGUACGGUGUAUGCUGUGUACCUGCGCGUGCUUCGCAGGUACCGAAUCGAUUUCCUGCCUCUACCGCUCUGCCUUGCCUAGUCGAGAACCUGCCGAACUCAACUCGUUCCAUCUCUCGAUCCCCGUGUGCGCUCCAGUCCCCCAAUCUUCUUACCUGCAACUUUUCUCUCGUCGCCGCCAAUCCCGCCCUUCUUUGCUCGCCGACCAUCCUCAACACUGCCGCCGACGCUGACGCCACCAAUACACCACCCUACGCCCCCGCCGCUGCACAAUGCCUGGCCAACUCAACGGCGACGCAGGCCGCGAGUCUCCUUCGCACCACAUAGAAGUCCUCGAGGAGGCUUCAUCCGAGCGGGAAGACCACCAACAUAGUCCCGGUCUGCGGGAUAGCAAGGGAUGGGACGGCAAGCUACGAAUUGACCGCACCGCCCUGAUCCAGAACCCCGAGGCUCUCUCCGACCCCGAGUAUUCGGACGAUGAGAAUGUGCUUGCGGGCCAGGAAAUUGAUGCUGACGAAGACCUCCUCGACGACGAAGACCCCGACAGCGACGACAUCAGUCUCACCCACUCUCGGGUCACCUCCAUCUCCGCCCUUCGAUUAGAUCGGUUCAAGAAGGUCGUGCGGCUAUGUCUGCGCCAAAACCUCGUCCAGCACAUCGAUGGCCUCGCCAGUCUAGGGCCCACCCUAGAAGAGCUCGACCUCUAUGACAACCUUAUUUCACACGUCAGGGGCUUGGAGGACCUGACCAAGCUCACGAUUCUUGACCUGAGCUUCAACAAGAUCAAACACAUUAAACACAUCGACCACCUGACAGAACUGACGGAUCUGUUUUUCGUGUCCAACAAGAUCAGCGUAAUCGAUGGCCUCGCCACUCUGACGAAGCUCCGGCAACUCGAACUAGGGUCCAAUAGAAUACGGGAAAUUAAAAAUCUCGACUCCUUGACGAAUCUGGAAGAGCUCUGGCUGGCCAAGAACAAGAUCACCGAGCUCAAGGGUCUAGCCGGCCUACCGAAAUUACGUCUCCUAAGCAUACAGUCGAAUCGGAUCCGCGACCUUUCUCCUCUCCGCGAGGUCCCGCAACUGGAGGAGCUGUACAUCUCGCACAAUGCCUUGGAAAGCCUGGAGGGCUUGGACGGGAGCCCGAGCCUGAAAAUCAUUGACAUUUCAAACAAUACCAUCCAGUGCCUCAAGGGCUUGGGCAACCUGAAAGAGAUCGAGGAAAUUUGGGCAAGCUACAACCAAAUAUCUGACAUCGCAGACAUCGAGCGGGAGUUAGCGGACAAGAAGAACCUAACGACGGUGUAUUUCGAAGGAAAUCCGGUACAGUUGAAGCAACCCGCCCUAUAUCGGAAUAAGGUGCGGUUGGCUCUGCCGCAAGUGCAGCAGAUCGACGCAACCUUCGUGAAGUCGGUAUGAUCAAUCUCCCCUUCACCCAGUUAGGAUUCGUUCCACGCGGGCCCUAUAUAUUGCAUAGCACGGCGUUUGGGGUUCCUUACUGCGAACGGUAGACCCGAUAUCGGAAGACCGCGAGCUCUCUGAUCGGACCGUCGGGUAUCUGUGGGACAGAGGUAAAGCGUGUCACAUACUACACCAGCUUCGAAUUUGCAAGUAGGUAGCUGAGAGACGUUUCGCCUCAUCAAGGGAGAAGGAAUCAAAU
This is a messenger RNA of Durotheca rogersii, 1791 nucleotides long. Its product is annotated as protein phosphatases PP1 regulatory subunit sds22. Lineage: Eukaryota; Fungi; Ascomycota; Sordariomycetes; Xylariales; Xylariaceae. The coding region runs from base 405 to 1550 and encodes 381 amino acids. The transcript has 4 exons. Gene Ontology annotation, molecular function: protein binding. The record is from RefSeq and is a predicted model, not a curated record.